AUGAAGGGGUUUAUCCGGCAACUCGCCAGCCUCAUCUACAAAAACCUACUCGUCUCCAUCGCAAGACGGCCGCUCGGCUUCCUCCUCUCUGUCUACGGAUUUCCACUUGCUAUACUGGGUCUUCUCCUCGCCAUCCCCUCGUUUCUCCCGCAGCUCAACACGUUUGGCGUGUCGACCGCCGAGCCCAUCAAGCCGCUCGCCUCGACCGUCACCCGCAAGCUUGUCAUUGUCAAGCGACCCGACUUGGGCCACGAUGUCGACGCGGUGAUUCGCACCUUUACCCAGCCCGUCCAAAGGGACCUUUUGGUUUUCCACGACGACGAGGCGUCACUGCCGUCGGUGUGCCUCCCCGACACCCGCGGAGUCAGCGACUGCCACGCCAUUGUCAUCUUCAAGGACUCGCCGUUGACCACGUCCGAGGCACGUCUGGCCAAUCCUCCCAAUGGAAAUCAUACAUGGACGUACACGAUACAGGCGGAUCCCGCGCGGGACAACCGCAACUUCGACAUCAAAAAACACAAGAGUGAUCAGGAGGACUUGUAUAUGCCGCUGCAGCUUGCCAUCAACAAUGCCAUUACCAACUCGACCAUUGUCCCGGAAACCGUCAUGUUCACGCCCCAGGAGGAGGCCAACGAGGACCAAAAAAACUUCAACUCCAACGCUGCCCUCAUCGGCAGAAUUUACACAUUUGCGCUCAUCGCGGCCCACUUCACCAUCAUAUACGGCCUGGCGAGCUUCAUCACCUCGGAGCGGGAAUCGGGCAUGUCCCAGCUCAUCGACUCGAUGGGCGGCGGCACCGCCAUUAUAGCCCGCGUCCUGAGCUGGCUGCUCACCCUCGACCUGGUUGCUCUGCCGUGCUACAUUGCCAUGGGCGCAUUGUAUCAGCGCCUGGCGUUCCCCAGCUCGAGCGCCGGCACACUCAUCGGUUGGCAGAUACUGCUCGGCUUUGCCGUCAACAGCUCGACGGCCUUUGCCUCGGCCUUCUUCUCCAAGUCGCGCGUGUCCGCCGUGUAUAUCAUCUUUGUGUUUCUCGUCCUGUCCAUUGCCGCGCAGAUGUACGCCUCGGAGUCCCGGCCGCACCCUCAGCAUGCGACGGUGGCGGCGCUCUCGUUUCUGUUCCCCAGCGCCAACAGCGUCUACUUUACCCAGCAAAUGGCCCUGUGGCAGCUGGCCGGCCUUGCAGCAGACCUUGGCAAGAUGCCCGCCGAGACGGCCGGGCUCUUCUCUACCUCGUACGCGGUCAGCCAGAGCAGCCUGUUGCUUUUCCUGGGCCUCAGUGUGUUCAUCUAUGCCGCGGCUGCCGUUGGGGUCGAGAAGAUGCUCCACGGCAUCCAUUAUCGAAAGAGACGGUUUACUCCGCGGCCAUCGAUGGACUCGACGGGCGCCGUGGUGCAGACUCACGAUUUGAAGAAGCGGUUCAAACCUAGUUUGUGGUCGCGGAUAUGCUGCUGCUGCUGCUUUUGCGGUAGGAAGAAGACGGUCGCGGCCGUAGACGGCAUCAGCUUCGAAGCGCAAAGGGGCCAGAUCAUGUGCCUGGUCGGGCCCAACGGGUCGGGCAAGACGACAACCCUCCACAUCAUGUCCGGCUUCAUCAACCCGACCGAAGGGUCAGUCGCGCUGGAAGCCGCGCCGUCGCAGGUCGGCAUCUGCCCGCAGCGCAACACCCUGUGGGACAGCCUGACGGUCGGGGAGCACGUCCGCAUCUGGAACGGCAUCAAGUCUGGCAGUCGGUCGAGCGAGGAGCUGGAGCAGCUGAUCGGGCAGUGCGACCUCUCCCCCAAGCGCGGGUUCAAGGCGCGGGAGCUCAGCGGCGGCCAGAAGCGCAAGCUGCAGCUGGCCUGCAUGUUUGUCGGCGACUCGUCCGUGUGCUUGAUUGACGAGUGUACGUCCGGGCUGGAUCCCCUUUCGCGGAGGGCCAUCUGGGAGAUUCUCCUGCAGCAGCGGGCCAGGCGCAGCAUCAUAUUCACGACGCACUUCCUCGACGAGGUCGACAUUCUCGCCGACCACAUCGUCCUCCUCGCCGGCGGCAAGAUCAAGUGCCAGGGCGCGCCGGCGCAGCUGAAAAGCCAGCACGGUGGCGGGUAUAAAGUCCUUGUUCCUCCCUCCGCGCCUGAUCUGGGCCACGGAUACCCCCCUACGACGCACCAAGACAGGACCAUGUACGCGGUUCCCGACUCGGCAGCGGCCUCGCGCCUGGUAUCCAUGUAUCUGGGCGCGGGGGUGCGCGACGUUGCGAUUUCGGGGCCGCAGUUUGAGGACGUGUUCCUGAACCUCCUCCAAGACGAUGUCGCCCUCGACCCGUCCAAGAGCUUGGCAAACGUCGACCCGUACUUUAGCAUGAGCCCGGGGACGACGACGUCUUCAUGGACCCAGUUUCGCGUUCUCUACGGGAAGCGCUGGAACGUGCUGACUAGAUUCUGGAGUCCGUACCUGUUCGCCGUCAUUGUGCCGCUCGCGGUUACGUUUCUGGCCGGGGGCAUCAUCAAAGACUACAGCCCCCCCGGCUGUGACGCGCUGCAGGAUACCUUUCGCAUGGACUACGCGGGGUUGAAGUGGAACGAAUCGUGUCCGCAGUCGGGGACGUGCGACCGGCUUUCUAUUUCGCCGAGCCAGGCCAACGCGACGCUCUUUUCUCUGGUGAGGAACGGCUACCGGGAGCUGUCUACUGUAAGCGCCAAGGCAUACAGCGAGUUUGCCGACGUGCAGACGUCGCGAGAUGAUGUGCUCAAGCACAUUGAGCAGAAUAAGACGGCCGCCGGGUACGGCGGCAUCUUUGCCGGAACGUCUACGGAAGCGCCCAUGAUUGCGUACCGGAUCUUGACGUUUGGCGACCAGUCCGGCUCCCAACUCCUGGAUAUCUGGAGCCAGAUGCAGGGAGGGCUGGAAAUCAACUCCUCCCAAGAGUCCAUGCCCAAGACGCGCAGGGCCGCGGACGUCGGGGGCGUCGCGUACCUCCUCUUCUUUACCUUUGUGCAAAUAUUCUACCCUGCAAGCUUUGUUCUGUACCCGGCCAUUGAGAAAUCGCGCAAGGUCAGGGCAGUGCAGUACGCAAACGGGGUUCGGCGAGCGCCCCUUUGGGCCGCCUAUGCUGCCUUUGACUUCCUCUGGGUUCUCAUCGUCUCGGUGGGCGUCAUGGGCCUGAGCGCCUUGAAGCUCAACUUCAACGGUCCCAUGCUCAUCCUGUUGCCGACUCUGGCGCUGUACGGGGUUGCCGCCACGCUGAUGGGAUAUGUUGUUGCGCACUUUACAGACGGGCCCCUCAAGUCAUACUUGGCGACUCUGGGGAUCGGCUUCCUUUCGUGGAUUGUAGUAGCGAUUGCGACGCUGGUUAAUGACAGCCCAUCGAGCCUGACCGCCAUCGCAUUUGGCGCCGACCUCUUCUUACCCAUUGGAAACAUCUUCAGGACGCUUCUGGUCGGGCUGAACUUGAAGGAGGCGGGCUGCAAAGACGGAAGGCCCGUAGAGGUAGGGACCAUCUACAGCUUCGGCGGCCCGCUGCUGUACCUCUUCUUGCAGAUCUUUGCGCUUCUCAUCAUCAUUACGUGGUUGGAAGGCGGCUUUCCGUCCCUCGGCUCCUGGCGGUACAGCCGUGUCUCGAAUCCGCAUAGGUUCUCGGACGUGGAACUGGCCGACAUUUCCGCGUAUGAAGCGCAGCUUGGGGGCGACCCGGUAUCGGAGGAGGCGUCGCGCGCGGAGAGGACGGAGACGGACCUCCUACGGGUGCUGCACGCCAGCAAACACUUUGGCUCGAACAAGGCCGUGGAUGAUGUUACUUUCGGCCUGCCUCGAAGCGACGUCAUGGCCCUGUUGGGUCCCAACGGUGCCGGCAAAUCCACCCUGGUCAACAUGAUACAGGGCGAAUUCUCACCAAGCCAGGGCAAGAUGCUGCUUUGCCAGGAAGACAGCCGUUCCCCCUCGUCCAAGAAACAUUUGGGAGUCUGCCCUCAAUAUGACGCGCCCGACCUGAUGAACACGCGCGACCAUUUGUACUUUUACGGCCGUAUCAAGGGGAUACAAAAGGUCAAGGAGAAUGUCGAGUACCUCAUGGCCAAGCUCGACCUCACGCGCCACGCGCGAACCCAAGCCUCCAAGCUCUCGGGGGGUAAUAAAAGAAAGCUCAUGCUGGCUCUGGCGCUGAUGGGCACCCCAUCCAUCCUCGUGCUAGACGAGCCAACAUCGGCCAUGGACGCGGUGGCAAAGCGCCAGUUCUGGAAAGUGAUCCAGGAGAUUGCCAAAGAUCGCUCUGUCCUCCUCACGACACAUAGCAUGGAGGAAGCCGACGCCCUCUGCACACGCACCGUCAUCAUGGCGCGCCGGAUCCUGGCCAUCGGGACCACGCAGGCGCUGCGUCAGCGGUACAACAACGAGUACUUUGUCAAUCUUGUUCUCGGGUCCGCGCCGAAAUCAACGGCAGCCGAGAUGGGGCAGGUGACGGAGUGGGUGAGGCGCGCGGCGCCAGACGCCCGGUUCGAGCGCGAGGUGCUCGGCGGCCAGGUCCGCUUCACGCUGCCGACGGCCGUGAACGACGGGGGGAGCACGGGCGGGCUGCCGAUCGCGCGACUCAUGGAGGCGCUGGAGCAGAGCAAGCGGGCCUUGGGGAUAGAGCACUACUCCGUCAGCGGGCCGACGCUCGAGGACGUGUUCCUGAGCGUGGUCAGGGAGAACAAUGUCGAGGAGGAGAAUGGCGCGGAGAAGAAGAGGGCGCUGCUGGACGUGAGCCGUGUGAGGGUGCGGUUUCCCGGAAAGGGGAGAGCCUGGUGCCGCCUGUAG
This is a messenger RNA of Metarhizium brunneum ARSEF 3297, 4770 nucleotides long. Its product is annotated as Retinal-specific phospholipid-transporting ATPase ABCA4. Lineage: Eukaryota; Fungi; Ascomycota; Sordariomycetes; Hypocreales; Clavicipitaceae. The record is from RefSeq and is a predicted model, not a curated record. Gene Ontology annotation, molecular function: ATP hydrolysis activity; ABC-type transporter activity; ATP binding. Gene Ontology annotation, cellular component: intracellular membrane-bounded organelle; membrane. Gene Ontology annotation, biological process: transmembrane transport; lipid transport.